Molecule: messenger RNA, 1614 nt
Organism: Aptenodytes forsteri (emperor penguin)
Lineage: Eukaryota; Metazoa; Chordata; Aves; Sphenisciformes; Spheniscidae
Gene: KCNK10
Product: potassium two pore domain channel subfamily K member 10
Exons: 7
Coding region: 1-1614 (537 amino acids)
Biological process (GO): potassium ion transmembrane transport; stabilization of membrane potential
Cellular component (GO): membrane
Molecular function (GO): potassium ion leak channel activity
Source: RefSeq, a predicted model, not a curated record
AUGAAAUUUCCAAUCGAGACUCCAAGAAAACAGGUCAACUGGGAUCCUCAAGUGGCUGUACCCUCACCAGUGCCAGCUUGUGAACCAGAGCCCAAAACUAACGGGCAUUACCCAGCUCCACGGCUCUCCAUUUCCUCCCGAGCCACUGUCGUUGCUACCAUGGAAACCCCUUCUCAAGGCCUGCAGACAGUCAUGAAGUGGAAAACAGUGGUGGCCAUCUUUGUCGUGGUGGUAGUUUACCUGGUGACAGGAGGACUUGUCUUCCGUGCCCUGGAGCAGCCCUUCGAAAGCAGGCAGAAGAACACAAUUGCGCUAGAGAAGGCUGACUUUCUUCGGGAGCAUGUUUGUGUAACCCAGCUAGAGCUGGAGACGCUGAUUCAGCAUGCUAUUGAUGCUGAUAAUGCAGGAGUCAGUCCCAUAGGAAAUUCCUCUAACAACAGCAGUCAUUGGGACCUCGGAAGUGCCUUUUUCUUUGCUGGAACAGUCAUCACAACAAUAGGAUAUGGGAACAUUGCCCCAAGCACUGUUGGAGGCAAGGUUUUCUGCAUCUUGUAUGCCAUCUUUGGCAUUCCACUGUUUGGCUUCUUGCUGGCUGGGAUUGGAGACCAACUUGGAACCAUCUUUGGGAAGGGUAUCGCAAGGGUGGAAAAAGUUUUCAGAAAAAAGCAAGUGAGUCAAACAAAGAUCCGGGUGAUCUCUACCAUCCUCUUCAUCCUGGCAGGCUGCAUUGUCUUUGUGACGAUUCCUGCAGUUAUCUUCAAACACAUCGAGGGAUGGACAGCCUUGGAGUCCAUCUACUUUGUGGUUGUCACUCUGACUACUGUUGGCUUCGGUGACUUUGUAGCAGGAGGAAAUGCUGACAUCCAUUACCGGGAGUGGUAUAAACCCUUAGUGUGGUUCUGGAUCCUUGUUGGCCUUGCUUAUUUUGCUGCUGUCCUGAGUAUGAUUGGAGACUGGUUAAGAGUCCUGUCCAAGAAGACAAAAGAAGAGGUUGGAGAAAUAAAAGCCCACGCAGCGGAGUGGAAAGCGAAUGUGACAGCUGAGUUCAGAGAGACACGGAGGCGGCUCAGCGUGGAGAUCCACGACAAACUUCAGCGGGCAGCCACCAUCCGGAGCAUGGAGCGCAGGCGCCUGGGCCUGGACCAGCGAGCCCACUCCUUAGACAUGCUCUCUCCAGAGAAGCGUUCUGUCUUUACUGCCUUGGAAACAGGACGCUUCAAGGCCUCAUCUCAGGAAAGCAUCAACAACAGGCCUAACAACCUGCGCCUUAAAGGGUCAGAUCAGCUCAACAAACAUGGGCAGGGGGCAUCUGAGGACAACAUCAUUAACAAGUUUGGAUCGUCUGCUAAGAUGACCAAAAGGAAAAACAAAGACCUCAAAAAGACCAUCCCUGAGGAUGUGCGUAAAAUUUACGAGACCUUCCGAAACUACUCCUUGGAUGAAGAAAAAAAGGAAGAGGAGACGGAGAAGAUGUGUAAUUCUGAGAACUCUUCUAGCACUGCAGUCCUGACCAACUGCAUCCAGCAGCACUCAGACCUGGAGAAUGGAAUGAUCCCCAAUGAAACCAAAGAAAGGGAACAUGAAAACAAAGCGUUACUUGAAGACAGAAAUUAA